Messenger RNA from Stylophora pistillata, 1862 nucleotides. RefSeq names its product PHD finger protein 21A. The record is from RefSeq and is a predicted model, not a curated record. Lineage: Eukaryota; Metazoa; Cnidaria; Anthozoa; Scleractinia; Pocilloporidae.
UGUACGUAUUUGGUCAUUUCAGUUCCCUUCAGAGACCCGUGGACGGUACCCCUUAGCCGUUCAACCUUCCAUAAAUACCGAGAAAUCCCCGCAAACAACGGCCCUCGCUGCUUGAUGGAGUUGGAGAAAUUGCAGUCGCAGUUGAAAAGCCAACUUCAGCAACACCAGAUUCUUAUUCAUCAAAUUAAGACAGAUCCACAGAAUCCCGACCUUCAGAAAAAGUUACAGAGUCUUCAAGCUCAUAUCACAAGUUUAAGCGAACAACAGAGUCAUGUUGUGAAGCAGUUGAGGCAAGAAUUAAUGAACAAAGCAGAAUUUAGAGGAGAGGAAAAUAAUGUAAAAUCACCAUUAAGUGAUAACCAUUCAAACAACAUCACGUCACCUGACAAUAAGGAAGCAGUAUUUGCAUCAAGUAAACCUCUGGUCAAAAUAGAGCCAUCUGUUAAAAUGGAGAUGUCAAUCAAGACAGAACCACAGGAUAUUAAACCCUUUAAGAUUACAUCUCAGCAAAAGCCGCUGCCAAUCCAGCUUCCAAGAAUAAAGCCAAAACCACCACCCGUGGUUCUUGUCACUCCCCAGACUAUUGCUGGUGUACAGAUGGGCCCAAUGUUUUCUCCUGUCCAUCCUCAGUCAUCAAGGAAAGGUUCUGUCAACAUUCCCACACCUUAUCAACAGAAUAACAGAGCUCCUCAGAGUCCAUUCAGACAUGGGGGACGAACAUUCAGUACUCAACAUCUUCAGCCAAUACUGCCACGUCCCACUCCUCAAAGCAAUUCGUUACCAAUUCAGGACACUAGCAAACAAGCAAUAAAGACUAUUGAGCCCAAGAAAAUGGAGUUUAUGGCAGCUCUUGGUCUUAUUACACCACAGACAUUAAUUGAAAUUCAGCUCAAGAGACAAGAGCGAAAAAGAAGGAGUACUUGCAUUUCUCCACAGAAUGCACUAGAUAUAGACCCCGAGCCUAAACGAAUAAAGAAGAUAACAAUGUUACCAGUAAAAAGAGGCAGAGGCCGUCCUCCCAAGUUCAACAGUGCACCAAACUCGCCAAAACCUACUUCACCUGUCCCUAAUGGUUUUGCUGAAAAUGGGAAGCACAAAAAAUUUAAAUAUAAGCGUUUUGUUACCAUGGAUUCUCCAGUUGACGAGGAUGAUAAUCAUGAUGAAGUGUGUGCCAUUUGCAAAGAGAGCGGAGAAUUGCUGCUUUGUGACACUUGUAAUUUAGUUUAUCAUAUGAGCUGUCUUGAUCCUCCACUCUCCUCCGUUCCUCCUGGCAUGUGGCUUUGUCCCAAGUGUCGGGAGAGAGUCAAAGAGGAUGAACCCAUGCCUUGGCCUGGUACUUUAGCUGUUGUACAUUCUUACUUGGCUCACAAGACAGCAAAAGAAGAAGAAAAGAAUAAACUCCUCAAAAGAAGUGAAGAGUUGAAAGCAGAGAGAGUUGAACUAGAGGCCAAAGCGAAGCAGCUCAGUAAUGCAAUAAUGGAACAGAUGCAGGCCAAGAGUGAACUAUCAGCCAGCAACAAAUCAGCACAGAAUUCAGUUGAUAGAUUAAUUAAAUUUAUUGAAGUGGUUCAGAGUUUAUGACAAGAAUUAGGGUUUCUCUUGAAUUACCUUGAGAAUAUUUAUUGAAACCAUUGUUGUCAAAUUGGUUCGUUAAUGUUAAUUGUUUAUCAGAAGAUAUUUGCUACAAAAUGUCCGAUUGUAUGAACUAUUUUUUGGGUUGCGCAUAUGUUUCAGUGCGUUUUGUAAGCGUUGUAGAUAAUAAUAUACAUAAUUAACAGAGAAGAUUGUUGCGAUUUGUAAUAGAAAAGACAAGCACAGAUACUGUUGGCAAAAGUUAUAAAAGUGAAUAGUGAUAACUGGCA